AUGGAAAGUAAAUGGUAGCUCGGAAGGGUCAAAAGAGUCCGCGGUUUCGCCGCGUGAGUUGCUUUUUGCGGCUGGGGAGGUCUACGCUUCUAGAGCUUGAGCCAGCGGGGCGACCCUGCAGUGGCAGGACUCGGCACCGCGCCCUCCACCGCCGGUUGGUGGCCUGCGUGACAGUUUCCUCCCGUCGACAUCGAAAGGAAGCCGGACGUGGGCGGGCAGAGAGCUUCAUCGCAGUAGGAAUGGCAGCCCCAUCUAUGAAGGAAAGACAGGUCUGCUGGGGGGCCCGGGAUGAGUACUGGAAGUGUUUAGAUGAGAACUUAGAGGAUGCUUCUCAAUGCAAGAAGUUAAGAAGCUCUUUCGAAUCAAGUUGUCCCCAACAGUGGAUAAAAUAUUUUGAUAAAAGAAGAGACUACUUAAAAUUCAAAGAAAAAUUUGAAGCAGGACAAUUUGAGCCUUCAGAAACAACUGCAAAAUCCUAGGCUGUUCAUAAAGAUUGAAAGUAUUCUUUCUGGACAUUGAAAAAGCUCCACUGACUAUGGAACAGUAAUAGUUUGAAUCAUAGUGAACAUCAAUACUUGUUCCCUAUAUACGACACUUGAUAAUUAAGAUGAUCAAGAACCAGAAGAUCUGUGAAGAAAUGAAAUAAAAUGGUAUUUAGUAAGAAAUCUCUAUUUUAAGAAAAAAAGUAAAACCUGUUAUAAACACAUGCACUUUUGUUUUGUUUUUGUUUUGUUUUUAAUUAGAGGAUGGGUAGUAGGCAGAUGAUAAAAUUUAUAAUAUACAUAGAAGUGAAAUAAAUGGGAGUUAGCAUUUUAAUACAGGCAAGAGCUAUUACAACAACCCAAGUGAGAAAUGAUGAGGGUUUGUGGAAGGUUUAUAAGGAAGAAGGGUGAACUUAAAAUAUACAAGUAAAAUAAUAAAAGCCAUCUAUAAAAAAGCCCAUAGCUAAUAUCAACACUUAAUGUUGGGACAGGAACUGGAUGUCUAGCUAGUCCAGUGAGACAAAAAAGAAAAAGCAUACACACUGGGAAGGAAGAAAGAAAACUAGCUCUACUCACAUAUAAUAAAUACUAUCUUAUAGAAUGUACCAAUGGAUGCACAAAAAGAGCUCCUAGAACUAUAAGUCAAUCAUAGAAAGGUUGCAGGAAACAAGGUCAAUAUACACAAGGAAAAUUAUAUUCCUAUAUAUCAGCAAUAAACAACUGGAAUUUAAAACUUAAAAAUACCAUUUGUGAAUAGCACCAAAAAAAAUUAAAGGAAUACUUAGGUAUAAAUCUAAUAUAUGGAGGCCUCUAUGCUGAGAACUAGAAAACACUUGGAAGCAGACUACAUCAGAUUAAAUGGAGAGGUAUACAGUUGGCCCUCUGUGGGUUCUGCAUCCAUGGAUUCAACCCCGAAGAGAAAAUUUUUGGGAAAAGGAAAAACGAGUAAAAAUAAUAAAAAUUUAAAAAUCCAGUAUAACACCUAUUUACAUUGUAUUAGGUAUUGUAAGUCAUUGAGAUGAUUUAAAGUAUAGGCAUACCUCAAAGAUACUGCAGGUUUGGUUACAGACCACUGCAUUAAAGUGAAUAUCACAAUAGAGUGGGUUACACAAAUGUUUUGGUUUUCCAGUACACAUAGAAGUUAUGUUUAUACUGUUGUCUAGUAAGUGUGCAAUAGCAUUAUGUCUGCUCAGUAUAUAUGCCUUCAUUUUAAAAUACUUUUUAUUACUAAAAAAUGCUAAAGAUUCUCUGAGUCUUCA
Molecule: messenger RNA, 1741 nt
Organism: Homo sapiens (human)
Lineage: Eukaryota; Metazoa; Chordata; Mammalia; Primates; Hominidae
Gene: COA6
Product: cytochrome c oxidase assembly factor 6
Exons: 3
Coding region: 12-479 (155 amino acids)
Biological process (GO): respiratory chain complex IV assembly
Cellular component (GO): mitochondrion; mitochondrial intermembrane space
Source: RefSeq, marked reviewed